This is a messenger RNA of Argiope bruennichi, 981 nucleotides long. RefSeq lists its product as uncharacterized. Lineage: Eukaryota; Metazoa; Arthropoda; Arachnida; Araneae; Araneidae. Gene Ontology annotation, molecular function: catalytic activity. The transcript has 2 exons. The record is from RefSeq and is a predicted model, not a curated record. The coding region runs from base 1 to 981 and encodes 326 amino acids.
AUGCUUGGCGAUUUCAAUGGCCAUAGUACGUUGUGGGGUUCAAAUAGUACAAAUUCUCGUGGGCAGCAAAUAGAACAGUUCAUUUCUAAUAACUGUCUAUGUUUACUCAACAAUGAUGAAAAGACGUACUUUCACGAGCCUACACGUACCUUCCACAGUCUUGAUUUGGCCAUAUGUUCUCCCGAACUUCUGCCGUUGCUAACUUUUGCUGUUAGCAACGAUUUAUACAAUAGCGAUCACUAUCCUAUUAUAGUCUCCCAUGCUGAUGGCGGCGGUGCGACUUAUUGUCCUCCGCGUUUCUUAUUCCAGCGGGCAGAUUGGAGUACUUUCUCUCAACUGGCAGAUAUCACAGAGACAAUGGUAAAUACAUCAGACAUCUCGGAAGCAGUUCAAAAUGUCGUUGACAGUAUAAUAUGUGCCGCAACUUCCACUAUUCCAAAGAGUUCACCACGUCUAAGAAAAUUUCGCAGACCGUGGUGGAAUGAAGCCUGUACCAACAGUCACAAGCAGCAGAAAAAGUUUUGGAACACCUUUCGAAGGUACCCUACAACAGAGAAUCUUAUAGCUUUUAAAAAAGCCAAAGCACUAGCUCGCCGCAUACGACGUCGUAGUCAGAGGGAAUCCUGGAUUCAAUUCAUAUCCUCUAUCACAUCCUCAACAUCCAGCAAAGUUCUAUGGAAAAAGGUAAAGGCUGCUAAUGGAAUAUAUCAUGAAUCCUCCAUUCCUGUUUUAAAUAGAGGGAAUGUGAAGUAUUCUGCCCCAUUAGACGUUGCCAACAUUCUCGGUCAAACAUUUGCACAGGAAGACCAUUAUGACGACCGUGAACAUGCCCCUGAUGAAACCCAUGUUGGUGCCCAUGGUGGUGCUCGUGAUGGUGACCGUGGUGAUGCCCAUGGCUGUGAUGAUGACCAUGGUUGUGAUGAUGGUUGUGUCCGUGGUGAUGAUGAUGGUGAUGCUCAUUCUUCGUGUGAAUAUGAAUAA